GAAGGCGGGCGCCGGGGGAGGGCGCGUCUGCGCGCUGGGGCCCCCUUUCCCAAAGGCUGACAGAGGCCCCUUCCCAGACCUCCGCCCAGGCCCUUCCUGGCCCGGGAGCUGUAGUUGAGGGGGUGGGGUGGGGACGACGUGGAUCCUGCGGCGACCCUGCUCUUCCUGUCCUCCCUUGCCCAGCGACGCGGUCUCCCCGGUGACGCCUGCUGCCAGCUCUUUUCUCCCCUGGGCUGGAGCUUGUAUUGGCGAAGGGAACGAGGAAGUCUUGGUCUUGCAAAGUGGAGACUUAAAUCCAAAGUCAUGGCAAACCACCUGAAGUUCAUUGCUAGGACUGUGAUGGUACAAGAAGGGAAUGUGGAAGGCGCCUACAGGACCCUAAACAGAAUCCUCACCAUGGAUGGGCUCAUCGAGGACAUUAAGCGACGGCGGUACUAUGAGAAGCCUUGCCGCCGCCGGCAGCGAGAAAGCUAUGAAACCUGCCGGCGGAUCUACAACAUGGAGAUGGCGCGCAAGAUCAACUUCCUGAUGCGAAAGAAUCGGCCGGAUCCGUGGCAGGGCUGCUGAGGCCUGUGGAUAGGAGGCCCAAUUCUCCAGUUCAUGUCUCCACUUUUCCUUCUCCAUCUCAGCUUUGUUUCCUUUCUGUACAAUAAACUCAGUCAUGUAUGCAAGAAGGGUGUCCCAUAAAGAAGCAGUCCCACUAGUUAGCAGUGGAUGCUCUUAUUGAGUGAACUAGAGACUGAGUCCAAAUGUAGAGUAGAGAUAGGAUGGCU
Tupaia belangeri chinensis (Chinese tree shrew) is the source of this 773-nucleotide messenger RNA. RefSeq names its product mitochondrial ribosomal protein S21 (gene MRPS21). Gene Ontology annotation, biological process: translation. The transcript has 3 exons. The coding region runs from base 304 to 567 and encodes 87 amino acids. Gene Ontology annotation, molecular function: structural constituent of ribosome. NCBI's taxonomy places the organism in Eukaryota, Metazoa, Chordata, Mammalia, Scandentia, Tupaiidae. The record is from RefSeq and is a predicted model, not a curated record. Gene Ontology annotation, cellular component: ribosome.